GGUAGGAGGGAGGAGCGGAGUUCAGUCUGUCAGUCUGUGGAGAACACUGCUCUACCCGAGUAGCUCCACCAGCUUCUACAGCUUCUCUACUCCAGCAGAGGCGAUUUAUUAUCGAUUAAUUGAUUGCCUUGUAUCGGCGGCACGCGCACGCACGUGCUGCAUUGAUUGAUAACAAUAAUAACAAUAAUGAAUUCCUUGUUUGAUCUGUUUUCUGCACAGAAGAGGCCUGUGACAGUUCUGGGUGUGUCUGGGUGUGUGUGAGGCGGCAGCAUGGCCGCGAUGAUCCCGCCGGUCAAGCUGAAAUGGCUGGAGCACCUGAACAGCUCGUGGAUCUCCGAGGACAGCGAGUCCAUCUCCACCCGCGAGGGCGUGGCCCUGCUCUACGCCAAGCUCCUGGCCAAUAAGGAGGUGGUGCUGCUGCCCCAGCAGGUGCUGUGCCUGAAGGGCCCUCAGCUGCCGGACUUCGAGCGAGAAUGUCUGUCCAGCGACGAGCAGGAGCACUACCUGGACGCCCUGCUGGCCAGUCAGCUGGCGCUCGCCAAGACCGUGUGCUCGGACUCGCCGUUCGCCGCCGCCCUGCGUAAGCGUCUCCUGGUCCUGCAGCGCGUCUUCUACGCCCUGUCCAACAAGUACCACGACAAGGGCAAGGUGAAGCAGCAGCAGCACUCGCCUGAGAGCACGCUGGGCUCGGCGGAGCUGCAGGCGGUCAGCGAGCGGCCGCGCUCCAGCACCGACGCCCUGAUCGAGAUGGGCGUGAGGACGGGCCUCAGCCUGCUGUUCGCCCUGCUGCGCCAGAGCUGGACGCUGCCGCCCGCCGGACCCGGCAUGAACCUCUGCAACGACGUCAUCACCACCGCCAUCGAGGUGGUGGGCUCCCUGCCGCCGCUGUCGCUCGCCAACGAAAGCAAGAUCCCUCCCAUGGGCCUGGACUGCCUGGCGCAGGUCACCACCUUCCUGAAGGGCGUGACCAUGCGGCACUCGGGGGCGGACGUGGUGGGCCGACGGCUGGCGUGCGAGCUGCUCUUGGGGCUGGCGGCUCAGCGGGGGUCGCUGCGGUACCUGCUGGAGUGGGUGGAGAUGGCGCUGGCCGCCUCGGCGGGGGUCAGCAGCCUGGAGCCCAGCCAGACCGUACAGAACCAGGAGGGCCUGAUGGGAUACGACUGCUUUAUGAACAUCCUGAUGCAGAUGAGACGCUCAUUGGGUUCCUCUGCAGACCGGAGUCAGUGGCGGGAGCCGAGCCGGACGCCGGAUGGACUGUGCUCGCUGUAUGAAGCUGCGCUCUGUCUGUUCGAGGAGGUGUGCCGCAUGGCGUCGGAUUACUCGAGGACGUGUGCGAGUCCGGACAGUAUUCAGACGGGCGAGGCAGCGAUGGUGUCGGAGACGUGUGAGGUGUACGUGUGGGGCAGUAACAGCAGUCACCAGCUGGUGGAGGGAACGCAGGAGAAGAUCCUCCAGCCCAAACUGGCUCCCAGCUUCAGCGACGCCCAGACGAUCGAGGCGGGUCAGUACUGCACGUUUGUGAUCUCGUCGGACGGCUCGGUGAGGGCGUGUGGGAAGGGCAGUUAUGGCCGGCUGGGUCUGGGUGAUUCUAAUAAUCAGUCCACUCUGAAGAAGCUGACGUUCGAGCCGCACCGCGCCAUAAAGAAGGUGUCGUCCUCUAAGGGCUCGGACGGGCACACGCUGGCCUUCACCAGCGAGGGGGAGGUGUUCAGCUGGGGGGACGGAGACUACGGUAAACUGGGACACGGGAACAGCUCCACCCAGAAAUACCCCAAACUCAUCCAGGGACCCCUUCAGGGGAAGGUGGUGGUGUGUGUGUCGGCAGGUUACAGGCACAGUGCGGCUGUGAGUGAGGACGGGGAGCUGUACACUUGGGGGGAAGGAGAUUUUGGAAGACUUGGGCACGGGGACAGUAACAGCAGGAACAUUCCCACGCUGGUGAAGGACAUCAGUAACGUGGGGGAAGUGUCCUGCGGGAGUUCCCACACCAUCGCCCUGUCCAAAGACGGCAGGACCGUGUGGUCCUUCGGGGGCGGAGACAACGGUAAGCUCGGGCAUGGAGACACUAACCGUGUUUAUAAGCCUAAAGUGGUGGAGGCUCUGCAGGGCAUGUUUAUAAGGAAAGUGUCCGCCGGCAGCCAGUCCUCACUGGCCCUGACCUCCACCGGACAGGUGUAUGCGUGGGGGUGUGGUGCCUGUUUAGGUUGUGGGUCGUCUGAAGCCACCGCUCUGAGACCAAAGCUGAUUGAGGAACUGGCCACCACCAGAGUCGUGGACAUUUCUAUAGGGGACAGUCACUGCCUGGCACUGUCACAUGAUAAUGAAGUCUACGCGUGGGGUAACAACUCCAUGGGGCAGUGUGGUCAAGGCAACUCUACUGGUCCCAUCACCAAACCCAAGAAGGUGAUUGGUUUAGAUGGAGUGGCCAUUCAGCAGAUUUCCGCCGGCACCUCCCACAGCCUGGCCUGGACCGCCCUGCCCAGAGACAGGCAGGUGGUGGCGUGGCACAGGCCGUACUGUGUGGAUCUGGAGGAGAGCACCUUCUCCCACCUGCGCUCGUUUCUGGAGCGUUACUGCGACGGCAUCAAUAACGAAGUUCCACCACUGCCUUUCCCCUCCUCCAAAGAGCAUCAUAACUUCCUGAAGCUGUGCCUGAGGCUGCUGUCCAAUCACCUAGCUCUGGCUCUGGCAGGGGGCGUGGCCACUAGUAUCCUGGGGCGGCAGGCGCGGCCGCUGCGUAACUUGCUGUUUAGGUUGAUGGACGCGUCGGUGCCGGACGAGAUUCAGGAGGCGGUGAUUGAGACUCUGUCGGUCGGAGCGACGAUGCUGCUUCCUCCUCUGAGGGAGAGGAUGGAGCUUCUUCACGCUCUCCUCCCUCAGGGACCCGACCGCUGGGAGAGCCUCUCUAAAGGACAGAGGAUGCAGCUGGAUAUAAUUCUCACCAGUCUUCAGGAUCACACUCACGUAGCGUCACUACUGGGCUACAGCUCGCCCCCCGACGCCUCAGAGCCCCUCCCCCUGCCCUCAGACUCCGCCCACACCGCCGCAUCACACCCAGACACUCACCCUGAUACUCACCUGGCUGAGAUCCUAAUGAAGACCCUGCUGAGGAACCUGGGCUUUUACACGGACCAGGCGUUUGGGGAGCUGGAGAAGAACAGUGAUAAGCAGCUGCAGGGAACGUCUUCCUCAGACAGCAGUCAGCCGGCUCAUCUUCACGAGCUGCUCUGCUCCUUACAGAAACAGCUGCUGGCGUACUGCCACAUCAACUCCGUCACAGAGGGCUCCAGCAGUGUGGCUCUCCUUCAUAAACACCUGCAGUUGUUGUUGCCUCACGCUACAGAUAUCUUCACCCGCUCAGCCAUGCUGCUGAGAGAAAGCUCCGGAAACGGCAGCGUCCGCGAGAAACUACGAGAUGUGAUCUACGUGUCGGCGGCCGGCAGCAUGCUGUGUCAGAUUGUGACUUCUCUGCUGCUACUUCCUGUCUGGGUGGCUCGGCCGCUACUGAGCUUCCUGUUGGAUCUCCUGCCUCCUCUGGACCGUCUGAACCGCCUGCUGCCCGCCGCCGUACCGCUGGAGGACCAGGAGCUGCAGUGGCCUCUACACGGAACCCCGGAGCUGGUGGAGCCGGUGUGUGUGCCGGGUACGGCGCAGUGCUGGGUGUGGUUGGUGGAUCUGGAGCGUACGGUGGCGCUGCUGGUGGGGAGGUGUUUGGGUGGCAUGCUGCAGGGCACGGCGCCGUCGCCGGAGGAGCAGCACACGGCGUACUGGCUCAAAACCCCGCUGUUCAGCAACGGCCUGGAGGCAGACAUCCCCCAGCUCGACGCGUGUAUCAGCUCUCUCCUGGAGGUGGCGCUGUGUGGGAAUGAGGAGCAGAAGCCUUUUGAUUGCCCCCUGAGAGCUGAUCUCAGUGUGUUGGUGGAUCUUUCACUGGGAUCCACCAAGGAACCAACUAACAGCCUGUGGACCAACAUGCAGGACUACGCCAUCAGCAAAGACUGGGACAGUGCUACUCUAGUGAACGAGGCUCUGUUGGACACGGUUUCACGCUUCGUUCUGGCGGCGCUGCUGAAACACACUGGCCUGGUGGGCCAAGCCUGUGGGGAGGGCAGGUAUCAGCCGUGUAAGCUGUUGGCGGAGGUUUAUCGCAGUGUGUAUAAAGUACGGAAUCGUCUGCUGGCCUGUAAAAACAUGGAGCUCACCCAGACCCGCUCUUCAUCCCGAGAACGCAGGAUCUCUGAUAAUAUAGAAUCGGUGGAGCUGGACCCUCAGGAACACUCGUUUACCCGCACCAUCGACGAGGAGGCGGAGCUAGAGGAACGAGCCGACCGGGAGCGGGACCGGGAGGAGGGUCACCAGGAGCAGGAAGAGGAGGAGGAGGAGCGGGAGCACGAGGUCAUGACUGCAGGAAAAAUCUUUCAAUGUUUCCUCUCAGCACGAGAGGUGGCGCGAGGGCGCGAGAGGGAGCGGGCGGGCAGCGCCAGCGUGCAGGAGGAGCUCGGCCAGCCCGGCCAGGAGCGCAGGAACAGCGCCGCCCUGCAGGAGGGCCAGGACCUCUUCACCACCGCCUGCAACAGCAUCAUACACCGCUGCGCCAUGCUCCUAUUGGCAGUCAGCCCACCGCUCCUCCAGCAGACCAAUCAACAGCUUCCCUCGGGCAGCGUCACCCAGGAGGGAGGGGGAUUCAUGACCAGGAGUGAGAGUCUGUCGACUGAGAGUCGCUCCAUCCAGGGCAGCCCGAGUUACAGACUCACUAAAUCCCGCAGUGAAUCAGACCUCUCCCAACCAGAGUCUGACGAAGAGGGAUACUCACUGAGCGGCAGGAGGAAUGUUGAUCUGGAUUUGGCGUUCACACACAAAAAGAGAAGUCUCCUCCACAGCACCCCCGACUCUGCUGAUUGGUUCGGUGGGCGUUCGGGGCGGGACCGGCUCUACAGCUCUCCUCAGUUCUACGAGGAGUCGGAUCUGGACCUGAGCCGGACGCUGGGAGUCCACGCCCUCAUCGAUAACAUGGUGAGCUUCGUCAGCGGAGACGUGGGAAACGUGCCGACGUUCAAGGACCCGGAGGAGAGCAUGUCCACCAGCCCACAGGCCACCAUCACUGCCAUGGAGCAGCAGCAGAGCCGGGCGGAGCUGCGUCUGGAGGCUCUUCAUCAGAUGGUGGUGUUGAUCUCUGGGAUGGAGGAGAAGAGGAGUCAGGCGGGUACGGUUGGCGCCGGUGGGCACGGCGGUGGCGCGGCGGCGGCGGUGUUUCACUCUGCCGCUCUGCUGACGUCGGUUCGGCUGCAGUUCCUGGCCGGAUGCUUCGGGCUGGGGGCCGUCAGUAACGGGGGGCUGAAGGGGGAGAGCGUCCAGCUCCACCACUACCAGGACGGGGUUCGAGCAGCUAAAAGGAGUUUACAGAUGGAUAUUCAGACUGCAGUGCACAAGAUCUACCAGCAGCUCUCUGUUACUCUGGAGCGAGCCCUGCAGGCCAACAAGCACCACAUCGAGGCUCAGCAGCGGCUGCUGUUGGUGACGGUGUUUGCUCUGAGUGUGAGGUAUCAGCCGGUGGACGUGUCGUUGGCGAUCUCCAGCGGGCUGCUGGACGUUCUCUCUCAGCUGUGUGGUAAAGAGACGCUACUGGGUCAGACCCUGCAGCUCCUCCACAAACCCAGCGGCUCUCAGCUCAGCACCGCCCUGAAAGUAGCCAGCACCCGCCUGCUGCAGAUCCUCGCCAUCAGCACCGGGACGUAUGCGGAUAAGCUGAGUCCGAAGGUGGUGCAGGCGCUGCUGGAUCUGCUGUGCAGUCAGCUGAAGACACUGCUGUCUCAGGCAGCAGGGGGCGCCGCGGCGUCCAGCCCGGAGCAUCAGGAGAAGACUGACGACUGCGCCGACGACCAGAAAAAAGACUUUAAAGCGUUGCUCCGGAAACAGCACACGGCCGAGCUGCACCUCGGAGACUUCCUGGUGUUCCUGCGGCGCGUCGUCUCUUCCAAAGCCAUCCAGUCCAAGAUGGCCUCGCCUAAAUGGACUGAGGUUCUGCUGAACAUCGCAGCUCAGAAAUGCUGCUCAGGAGUGCCGCUGGUGGGGAAUUUGAGGACGAGGCUGUUGGCGCUGCACGUUUUGGAGGCGGUACUUCCUGCCUGUGAGAGCAGCGUCGAGGAUCAUCAGAUGACCCAGGUGGUGGACAGGCUGUUUGCUCUGUUGUCUGACUGCAUGUGGGAAGCUCCGGUCGCUCAGGCUAAACACACCAUCCAGCUGAAGGAGAGAGAACAGGAGCUCAAACUGCAGGGUGAUGCAGAAGAAGAAGAGGAAAACUUACCCAUCCAGGAAGUGACCUUUGACCCUGAGAAGGCCCAGUGCUGUGUGGUGGAGAGUGGGCAGGGUCUGACGCAUGGCAGCGGGGGCAAAGGUUACGGGCUGGCGGCCACGGGCAUCUCCUCAGGCUGCUACCAGUGGAAGUUCUACAUAGUGAAGGAGAAUCGUGGGAAUGAAGGGACCUGUGUGGGCGUGUCCCGCUGGCCCGUGCACGACUUUAACCAUCGCACCACCGCUGACAUGUGGCUGUACCGGGCCUACAGCGGCAACCUGUACCACAACGGAGAGCAGACGCUAACGCUGUCCAGCUACACACAGGGAGACUACAUCACCUGCGUCCUUGAUAUGGAGGCUCGAACCGUGUCCUUCGGUAAAAACGGAGAGGAGCCGAAGCUGGCGUUUGAGGACGUGGACGCUGCAGAGCUGUACCCCUGCGUGAUGUUCUACAGCAGUAAUCCUGGAGAAAAGGUGAAAAUCUGUGAUAUGCAAAUGAGAGGAACCCCUCGUGACCUCCUGCCGGGAGACCCGAUCUGCAGCCCGGUGGCCACGGUUCUGGCCGAAGCCACGUCUCAGCUGAUCCGGAUCCUGCACCGCUCCGACCGCUGGACCCAAACCAUUAACCGCAGCAUCCUGCAGCGCCUGCAGCACAUCCGCAGCUGCCUGCGCGACGGUGGCCUGCCACCGGGGGGCGCCAGGCUGCGCAAGAGCCGCUCGGCGCAGAGCCGCGAGGAGCAGGACGAGCGGGACGAGGAGCGGGACGAGGAGAGGGGGCGGAGCCGGCACUGCUCGGUGGAGCUGUCGGAGGGUCACCUGCGCACCCUGUGUGGACAGGUGUGGCCCGUGCUGGCCGUGAUCGGGGGGACGGACGGCGGGCUCCGGGUCGGGGGGCGCUGCGUUCACAAGCAGACCGGGAGACACGCCACCCUGCUGGGGGUGGUGAAGGAGGGAAGCACCUCGGCUAAAGUGCAGUGGGACGAGGCGGAAAUCACCAUCAGCUUCCCCGCUUUCUGGUCGCCUAGUGACACGCCGCUGUAUAACCUGGAGCCGUGUGAGCCGCUGGGGUUUGACGUGUCUCGUUUCCGGGGCCUGAGCGCCGCCCUGUUGCUGGACCUGACGGCUCUGGCCUCGCUGCAGGACGACGGCGCCAAACCCUCGUCUUCGUCUCGCCGGCACGAGCGCCGGCACCGGCACGAGUCCCACGAGCCGGAGCGGGACGGGGAGGGGCGUCCCGAGAGCCGGGAAGGGACGGGCGACCUGCGGGUGUCUCACAGUCUGGACGAGGUGCGCGCCCACGCCUCGCCCUGCGCCCGGAUCGAGCCGCAGGAGCCGGCGGCGGCGGCGGUGCCGCUGAGGGGCAGUGCUCAGGAGGCGGCGGCGCUGGCGGAGGUUCACGCGGUGCAGCUGUCCUACCUGUACCUCGGCGCCAUGAAGACCCUCAGCGUUCUCCUGAGCUGCAGCAAAUACGCCGAGCUCCUGCUCAUCCCCAAAAUCAUGCCCGACAACGGGCACAACGCCGACUGCGGCAGCCCCGGCAUCAGUGUCUCGCAGGAGGAGGCGGAGAUGCGCUCGGCGCUGCAGUUCCUCAUGCGGCACAUGGUGAAGCGGGCGGUGAUGAGGUCGCCCAUCAAGCGGGCGCUCGGCCUGGCGGAUCUGGAGCGGGCACAGGCCAUGAUCUACAAACUGGUGGUGAACAGUCUGCUGGAGGAGCAGGAGGGAGGCAGAGCCAAGCCACUAGAUACAGAGUGUGAGGAGCUGGAGGGGGAGCAGCAGUUCCAGACUCCGGUCACCACCUCUCCAUCAGCCUCCAGCAGCACCUCCUUCAUGAGCUCCUCCCUGGAGGACACCACCACGGCAACCACCCCCGUCACCACGGCGACCACCCCGGUUACAGACGCAGAGACGGCACCAGCCUCCGAAUCACCGGGGGUCAUGCCCCUCAGCCUGCUUAGGCAGAUGUUCAGCAGUUACCCCACCACCACGCUGCUGCCCGCUCGCCGUGCCCAGACCCCCCCGGUGGCGUCUCUGCCCACCUCACCAUCAGACGAACACGGGCGCAGACAGAGCCUCACCUCCCCCGAGUCUCAGCCCAACAGAACCAACAACAGAACCGCUCUUUCAGACCCGACCAGCCGCCUCUCCACGUCUCCUCCUCCCCCCGCCAUCGCCGUGCCCCUGCUGGAGAUGGGCUUCUCCCUCAGACAGAUCAUGAAAGCUCUAGAAGCUACAGGUGCUCGUGGCGAGGCUGAUGCUCAGAACAUCACAGUUCUGGCGAUGUGGAUGAUUGAACAUCCUGGUACUGAAGAUUCGGAGGAGCCGCACUCCGGAGGUCCUGACUCCUGCUCCGGAGCUUCUGGAGGAAAGAGCGGUUACCUGCGCUCACCUGGAGACAUCCCCAACGCCGACGCCCCCGAGAUGGAGGAGGGGUUUAGCGAGAGCCCUGAAGCACUAGAUCAAGACUCCGCCUCCGCUUCCACUGGCCACGCCCCCAGAGGGCGCUCUGCAGCCAAUAGAAAGCAUCGGUUUGACCUUGCAGCGCGUACUUUACUGGCUCGUGCAGCUGGUCUGUACCGCUCGGUGCAGGCUCACCGCUCUCAGGUGAGGAGGGAGGGUCCGGGGCUGGGGCAGCAGGACCCCGGCUCGCUGGGCGGUCUGUACGACUUUAACCUGGACGAGGAGCUGGAGCUGGAGCUGGACCAGGAGGCCAUGGAGGCCAUGUUCACCCAGGAGCUCGCCUCCGACUCAGACAUCCUCGGGAUGUGGAUCCCGGAGGUACUGGACUGGCCAACAUGGCACGUGUGUGAGUCUGAGGAUCGUGAGGAGGUGGUGGUGUGUGAGCUGUGUGAGGCGAACGUGUCCAGCUUUAAUCAGCACAUGAAGAAGAGUCAUCCCGGCUGCGGCCGCAGUGCUAACCGGCAGGGUUACCGUAGCAACGGCUCGUACGUGGACGGCUGGUUCGGCGGCGAGUGCGGCAGCGGGAACCCGUAUUACCUGCUGUGCGGAAGCUGCAGAGAGAAAUACCUCAACCUGAAGACCAAAACCAAAGCAGCUCUUCCAGAGAGGUAUAAAGGUCAGGCUCCAGAUCUGCUGGGUAAACAGGACAGUGUGUAUGAAGAGGACUGGGACAUGCUGGAUGUGGACGAAUCAGAGCGUCUGACGGGGGAGGAGGAGUUUGAGCUGCUGUCUGCGCCGCUGGGUCUUAGUGAGCGUCGGCUGGUUCCGGAGGCGGUUCAUUUCCCCGACACCGACCCGCUCGGUGCUUCCGUCGCCAUGGUUACCGCCACCAACAGCAUGGAGGAGACUCUGCUGCAGAUCGGCUGUCAGAGCUCGGUGGAUAAGGGCUCGUCUGGUCGGGUGUCUCUGGGGGAACAGGCUGCAGGGCUGCAGAGCUCGGCUGAUCGGCUGGUGGCUCUCAGGAGAGUCACAGCGGCUGCUCAGGUCUUACUGGCCAGAACCAUGGUCAUGAGAGCGCUGUCCCUGCUCUCAGUCAGUGGUUCGAGCUGCAGUCUGGCGGCUGGUCUGGAGUCUCUGGGUCUGACGGAUAUCCGGACUCUGGUACGGUUGAUGUGUUUGGCCGCGGCGGGUCGAGCCGGGCUCUCCACCGGUCUGUCCUCGGGCCCCGGACCCUCAGAGCGGCCCCGGGGGGCCAACAAGCCCACCAAGCCCAUCUCCUGCCUGGCCUACCUCAGCACCGCCGUGGGCUGCCUGGCCUCAAACAGCCCCAGCGCCGCCAAACUGCUGGUCCAGCUCUGCACCCAGAACCUGAUCUCUGCAGCUACAGGGAUGAAUCUGACCACGGUGGACGACCCCAUCCAGAGGAAGUUCCUCCCCAGCUUCCUGCGGGGCGUGGCCGAGGAGAACAAGCUGGUGACCUCCCCAAACUUCGUGGUGACUCAGGCGCUGGUGGCUCUGCUGGCUGAUAAAGGAGCCAGACUGAGACCCGGAUACGAUAAAGCAGAGCUGGAGAAGAGAGGGUUAAUAUCCUCUCUCUGUGCCCCGCCCCCCGCUGCAGGGCCGCUGGAUCUGGCCAAUGCGCUGGCGGCGUGCUGCCUGUCGUCCCGCCUCUCCUCUCAGCACCGGCAGUGGGCGGCGCAGCAGCUGGUCCGAACACUGGCGGCUCACGACCGAGACAACCAGAACCGCCCGCAGACCUUCACCGACAUGACCGGAGACCUGCGCAAGAGCUCCACCAUCAGACUGGAGGCUCACCAGGGCCGGGUGAUCUCCUGCGGCUGGUGCAGUAAGAAAGGGCUGCUGGCCACCAGUGGGAACGACGGGACGGUUCGAGUUUGGAAUGUAACCAAAAACCAGUACACCCUGCAGCAGACCUGCGUCUUCAACAGAUCGGAUGGUUCCCCCGAGGAGAGUGGGGGUGGGUUAGGGUCUCCGGGUGAGCCGGGACUGGCGCCGGUGGCGUGGAGUAUGAGUGGCAGGUUUCUGGCUGCUGCCAUGGAGAAAGUUAUCAACAUCUGGCAGGUUAACGGUGGUAAGGGAUUAUUGGACCUGCAGCCUCACUGGGUGUCGGCGUUGUCGUGGCCAGAGAACGAGCCGGGCUGUCUGUGGGCCGGAGAACCGCGUGAGGUUCUGCUGGUGGGUCGGAUGGACGGAACUCUGGGUCUUAUUGAGGUUCUAGAUGCUUCAAACAUGCAGAGAACCGAACUUCAGCACUGCUACAGGAAAGACGUGGCUGUGAUGCAGAUUGCGUGGUACAGUGAGGACCGCCCCUUCGCCGUGGGUUACGCUGAUGGGAAGCUUCUGAUUGGUUCUAAGGAGCCGCUGGAGAGCGGGUCUGUGGUGGUGAUUGAUGCUCAUAAGGAGAGCAUCAGUUCUCUGCGCUGGGCUCCGACCGGGAGCAUCCUGAUGAGCUGUGCCAAAGAGGAGACUGUGCGCCUGUGGGCGGGGUCGGGGGCGGGGCCAGGACGGAGCUGGGCGUGUCUUCAGAGCAUCACUCAUCACUCUGUGGUGAACGCUGUGGUCUGGUGCAGUCUACCGGGACAGGGACCAAAAUCACUGAAUAUGCUGUCCACGUGUUGUCAGAAUGGACUGGUGACCGUGUGGACGGUACCUCAAGACCCCUCAGCCUUUUGCCAAUCAUCUGCCAGCACAGAUGCAUGGUGGGAAAUGGAGUCCAAGUCUAAACCCAGGCUGGCACCACGGCAAUAUGAGGAAGCAGUGUGUGUGUUCCAGCUGCGGGGUCACAUGACCCCAGUGCGGACGGUAGCGUUCAGUCCGGAUGGUCUGGCUCUGGUGUCGGGAGGAGUUGGAGGACUCUUAAACAUCUGGUCUCUUCGGGAUGGUUCAGUGCUGCAGACGGUGGUUGCUGGUUCUGGAGCGGUUCUGAACACAGUUUGGAUCCCAGAUGUCGGAGUGGCCGUCUGCUCCAACCGCUCUAAGGACGUUCUGGUGGUGAACUGCUCCUCAGAAUUCAUCACAGCCAAUCACGUGCUGGCAACCUGCCGCACCGCCCUGAAGAAGCAGGGGGUUGUGGGAUUGAACAUGGCGCCGUGCAUGAGGGCCUUCCUGGAGAGACUUCCCAUCAUGCUCCAGGAGCAGUACACCUAUGAGAAGCCACACGUAGUGUGUGGAGAGCAGUUGAUCCACAGUCCGUAUAUGCAGUGCUUGGCGUCGUUGGCAGUGGGGCUUCAGCUGGACACUCUGCUGUGCCGCCCCCCGGUGCCCCCUCACCUGGCACACUGCCCCGUGGAGCCUGGCACCACCUCUUCUUCCUCUUCCUCUUCCUCAUCCUCCUCUUCCUCACACUCGUGGGGCAGCAGCGAGUGGGCGUGGCUGCACUGCUUUUCCACCACGGUGAAGACGGCCGAGGCGCUCGCCCGCGGGCACACCUUCCCAGAAUCCUUCAGUGUGCCCGAUCUGGAGCCCGUGGCCAAGGACAAGAUGGCACUACUGAUGGACAACAGUAAAUGGGUUCCUGGGAUGGAUGAGCAGAUCAUGUCCUGGGCCACUUGCAGACCAGAGGAUUGGCACCUGGGGGGUAAGUGUGAUGUGUACCUGUGGGGCGCUGGUCGGCACGGGCAGCUCGCCGAGGCGGGACGCAACAUCCUGGUACCGACACCCGCCACCUCCUUCUCUCAGGCUCAGCAGGUGGUGUGCGGGCAGAACUGCACGUUUGUGAUCCAGGCGAAUGGGACGGUAUCUGCGUGUGGAGAGGGGAGUUACGGGCGGUUGGGUCAGGGAAACUCAGACGAUCUUCACGUUCUUACAGUAAUCUCAGCUCUGCAAGGGUUUGUGGUGACCCAGCUGGUGACCUCGUGUGGUUCUGAUGGUCACUCGAUGGCGCUGACGGAGAGCGGCGAGGUGUUCAGCUGGGGGGACGGAGAUUACGGUAAACUCGGCCACGGAAACAGCGACCGCCAACGCCGCCCACGCCAGAUAGAAGCACUGCAGGGAGAGGAGGUCGUACAGAUGUCGUGUGGGUUUAAACACUCGGCGGUGGUGACGGCGGACGGAAAGCUCUUCUCCUUUGGUAAUGGAGAUUACGGCAGACUGGGCCUCGGGAACACCUCCAACAAAAAACUACCAGAGAGAGUCACUGCCCUCGAAGGUCAACAAGUUGGACAGGUGGCAUGUGGGCUGAAUCACACUCUGGCGGUUUCGGCUGACGGUUCGACGGUCUGGGCGUUUGGAGACGGAGAUUACGGAAAACUGGGUCUCGGAAAUUCAACCGCCAAAUCCUCACCUCAGAAGGUGGAUGUUCUGUGUGGUUUGGGGAUUAAGAAGGUGGCGUGUGGAACGCAGUUCUCCGUGGCUUUGACCAAAGAUGGAAAUGUUUACUCUUUUGGGCAAGAUCGGCUGAUUGGACUUCCAGAGGGGCGGGCGCGCAAUCACAACCGCCCCCAGCAGAUCCCCGCCCUCACGGGCGUGUUCAUUCUGGACGUGGCGGUGGGGGCGGAGCAUUCCCUCGCUCUCUCGUCCACGGGGGACGUUUACGCCUGGGGGAGCAACUCAGAGGGACAGCUCGGCCUCGGUCACACAAACCACGUGCGAGAGCCCACGCUCCUCACCGCUCUGCAGGGUAAGAACAUCCAGCAGAUCUCUGCAGGACGCUGCCACAGCUCCGCCUGGAGCGCACCAUCUGUACCACCCAGAGCACCAGGCUCGUCGGUGCCGCUGCAGCUGGGUCUGCCAGUCUGUGUGCCCCCUCAGUACAGCAGUCUGAGAGACGUCAGUAUGGAGGCACUGCGCGCCAGACUCCGCCUACUUUAUCACUUCUCUGAUCUCAUGUAUUCCUCAUGGAGACUCCUCAACCUCAGCCCCAACAACCAGAGCUGUACGUCUCAUUAUAAUCCCGGGACGUGGGGUAUAGUUCAGGGGCAGCUCCGCCCCCUGCUGGCCCCGCGGGUGUAUAUGCUGCCGAUGGUGAGGUCGAUCGGUAAAACCAUGGUGCAGGGCAAGAACUACGGCCCUCAGAUCACCGUGAAGAGAAUCUCCACCCGUGGGAGGAAGUGUAAGCCGAUCUUCGUGCAGAUCGCUCGGCAGGUGGUGAAGCUGAACGCGUCGGAUCUCAGGCUGCCGUCUCGAGCCUGGAAGGUGAAGCUGGUGGGGGAGGGGGCGGACGAUGCGGGGGGCGUGUUCGACGAUACCAUCACGGAGAUGUGCCAGGAGCUGGAGACGGGCGUGGUGGAUCUGCUCAUCCCCUCCCCCAACGCCACGGCGGAGGUCGGCUACAACCGAGACCGAUUUCUACUGAACCCAUCAGCUUGUCUGGAGGAACAUUUGCUGCAGUUUAAGUUCCUGGGGAUUCUGAUGGGCGUGGCCAUCCGCACCAAGAAGCCGCUGGACCUGCACCUGGCGCCGCUGGUGUGGAAGCAGCUGUGCUGUAUCCCGCUCACGCUGGAGGACCUGGAGGAGGUGGACCUGCUGUACGUCCAGACCCUCAACAGCAUCCUGCACCUGGAGGACACCAGCAUCACCGAGCAGAACUUCCACGAGAUGAUUCCUCUGGACUCGUUUGUGGGUCAGAGCGCUGACGGGAAAAUGGUACCCAUAAUUCCCGGAGGAAACAGCAUCCCGCUGACCUUCUCCAACAGGAAGGAGUACGUGGAGCGAGCUAUAGAGUACCGACUCCACGAAAUUGACCGUCAGGUGGCGGCGGUGCGUGAGGGCAUGUCCUGGAUCGUGCCGGUUCCUCUCCUGUCACUGCUGACGGCGCGGCAGCUGGAGCAGAUGGUGUGCGGGCUGCCGGAGAUCAGCGUGGAGGUGCUGAAGAAGGUGGUGCGGUACCGGGAGGUGGAGGAGCAGCAGCAGCUGGUGCAGUGGUUCUGGCAGACGCUGGAGGAGUUCUCCAACGAGGAGCGAGUUCUCUUCAUGCGCUUCGUCUCCGGACGCUCGCGCCUCCCCGCCAACACCGCCGACAUCUCCCAACGCUUCCAGAUCAUGAAGGUGGACCGGCCGUACGACAGUCUUCCCACCUCUCAGACCUGUUUCUUCCAGCUCCGCCUCCCGCCCUAUUCCAGCCAAUCGCUGAUGGCGGAGCGUCUGCGCUACGCUAUAAAUAACUGCCGCUCUAUCGACAUGGACAACUACAUGCUGUCCCGCAACGUGGACAACGCCGAGGGCUCGGACACGGAUUACUAACCCCGCCCCCCCCCCCCCCCCCCCCCCGAGCAGCAGGACGUCCGGCGGGCGGGGUCACUUUUAAACUCGCAGUUUUUCAUUUAAACCCAAAAACACCAUUUUAUUUCACUUUUUCUUUGUUUUUUUAUCAGUUUUAAGCAGUGGAGCGAAGGAGGGCCAGAGCAUCAAUUAGAAAAUAUUACAUUUUCUACACUUUUCUCUCUUUAAACUCAUCUGUCUUCAUUUCUUUGGCUCCACCCCUUUUUUUCAGGUUUUUCUGCAUGAACAUUUGUUUAUUUAAUUUGGAGAAAAUGUAUAAAAUGAUUUAUUGAAAAAAAAGGAAACGAUAUUGUACAUUGUGUAAAAUGCGUCAUUUUACUUAAGUGUCCAUAUUUAUUUUGUUUUAAUUUUUGAAUUGCCUACGCCCAGUUUCAUAACGAAACAAAUAAAAGCUUCAAUAUUAAA
This is a messenger RNA of Astyanax mexicanus (Mexican tetra), 15336 nucleotides long. It is a transcript of the gene herc1, whose product is annotated as HECT and RLD domain containing E3 ubiquitin protein ligase family member 1. Lineage: Eukaryota; Metazoa; Chordata; Actinopteri; Characiformes; Acestrorhamphidae. The coding region runs from base 271 to 14892 and encodes 4873 amino acids. The transcript has 78 exons. Gene Ontology annotation, molecular function: ubiquitin-protein transferase activity; protein binding. The record is from RefSeq and is a predicted model, not a curated record.